Molecule: messenger RNA, 1763 nt
Organism: Raphanus sativus (radish)
Lineage: Eukaryota; Viridiplantae; Streptophyta; Magnoliopsida; Brassicales; Brassicaceae
Product: heat stress transcription factor A-3
Exons: 2
Coding region: 407-1630 (407 amino acids)
Biological process (GO): regulation of transcription by RNA polymerase II
Cellular component (GO): nucleus
Molecular function (GO): RNA polymerase II cis-regulatory region sequence-specific DNA binding; DNA-binding transcription factor activity
Source: RefSeq, a predicted model, not a curated record
GUGGGGGACCCAUCACCUCACAUCUUUCUUUCUCCUUCGGUCGGAUUGCAAAAGACUAUAGAGAGAGAGAAGCUGCAAGGAAACAACAGUCUUCUUCAAUGUCGGUUUUCAACUCUAAAAACAACGAAUCAACGAUGGAAGAUGACGAAAAAGAUGAAUCCACGGUGGCUGGUAACUGCCCCCACACCACCGCCUCUCUUUCCCCCCAGAUUUUUUUCUUUACAUAUCUCACUAACAGUUUGUCGGUUACAUCCUCCCCCCUAAACCUUUAUAAACCCUAAACCCCCUCAUCAUCUUCCCCUUAAUCCAUUUUCUUAAGUAAACUCCUUUGAUUAACCACACACCACUCUCAUAAAUUUACUUCGCGUGCCUAAAACCAAUAUAACUUCUAUAUAUUUAUUUCAAAAUGAGGCCAGAGAAAGAUGGUGUUUCCAAACCAACUCCACUCUCCAUACCCAUUUCGACCCGACCCGAAUCCAUACCUCUCCACGUCGACGCAGACGUGACUUCUCCACUGCCGAUGCCGCUGGACAUCCUGCACGGGAACCCAAUCCCGCCGUUUCUUUCCAAAACAUUCGAUUUGGUGGAUGACCCGAGUCUCGACCCGGUCAUAUCUUGGGGACUGACCGGAGCGAGCUUCGUCGUCUGGGACCCCGUGGAGUUCGCCAGAAUCAUUCUCCCGCGGAAUUUCAAACACAACAAUUUCUCCAGCUUCGUCAGACAGCUUAACACUUAUGGAUUCCGGAAGAUUGAUACUGACAAGUGGGAAUUCGCCAACGAGGCUUUCCUUAGAGGACGGAAGCAUCUUCUCAAGAACAUCCACCGUCGCCGUUCGCCACAAUCAAACCAAGCUUGCAGCAGCAACAGCCAGAGCCUAGGGUCGCCUACCGAGGUUGGAGAAGAGCUCGAGAAGCUGAGGAAAGAGCGGCGUGCGUUGAUGGAAGAAAUGGUUGAGCUUCAGCAGCAAAACAGAGGCACUGCUCGACACGUGGACACUGUGAACCAGAGGCUGAAAGCUGCUGAGCAGCGGCAGAAGCAGAUGCUCUCUUUCUUGGCUAAGUUGUUUCAGAACCCAGGUUUCUUGGACCGUCUCAAGAACCUCAAAGGAGAAGGAGGAGGAGGAGCUCUUGGAUUCGGAAAGGCGAGGAAGAAGUUCAUCAAACACUCUCCAACAGAAGGGGAGAUUGUGAAGUAUGAAGCCGAUGAUUGGGAGAGACUGUUAAUGUCCGAGGAAGAGACUGAGAACGUUCCACUCUCGAGCCAAGGGAUGAUGACUUCAACCGAUCCAAAAGGCAAGAACCUGAUGAAUCCAUCAGAAGAAGAAGAAGAAGAAGAGAUGAUGAAUCAAGAUUACUUAAUGUCUUUCCCAGCUCCUCCCGAAGGAGUUAUCAAACAAGAAGAGACGACGUGGAGUAUGGGUUUCGACACUACAACAAUACCUAGUUUCAGCAACGAAGAUGUGUGGGGAAACACAAUGGACUAUAAUGUCUCGGAGUUUGGUUCUGUUGCAGAAACAACAAGUGGUGGUUGUUUACCUGAUGUCUGUUGGGAACAGUUUGCUGCAGGGAUGACAGAGACUGGAUUCAACUGGCCACCUGGUGAUGAUACUACUCCAAUGGAUGAUCAUUGAGACCUUUCAUUAUAUAUAUAUUUUAGACCAAAACCCGUUUAUUACCGGGUGAACUAUUAAUUGAUUGAUUGUUUAUUUUGAGAUGCACCUUUAUACAUAUAUAAAUAAUGAUUUUGCACUUCUUAUUUCAGAA